Rhineura floridana is the source of this 6707-nucleotide messenger RNA. RefSeq names its product zinc finger protein 300-like. Gene Ontology annotation, biological process: central nervous system development; regulation of transcription by RNA polymerase II. Bases 133 to 2637 code for a protein of 834 amino acids. The record is from RefSeq and is a predicted model, not a curated record. Gene Ontology annotation, cellular component: nucleus. The transcript has 11 exons. Gene Ontology annotation, molecular function: RNA polymerase II cis-regulatory region sequence-specific DNA binding; DNA-binding transcription factor activity, RNA polymerase II-specific. Lineage: Eukaryota; Metazoa; Chordata; Lepidosauria; Squamata; Rhineuridae.
UUUUAAAGCUGUAUCCGGCAUCCGUGCCCGCCCCCAGCCCCGCCGGUAGAGAAGCCAGCGAGUGCAGCUGCCCCCUUCUCAUCGCCAUCUACAACGGGACUUAAGGGGGGGACGGGACGCAGAAAGGACCUGAUGCCGAUUUCUCUGCAGUUUCAAGCUUGUGGACAAAGUGGAGGGAAGGAAAUACUCUCAACUUUUUGCAGACGAUCAGACUACGAAAUGGAAGGUGAUACAACUGGGGUGCUGCAAGGCAGCAUGAACGACAAGAGGGAAGAAAUGAAAGGAGACCAUCAAAGGAAAAGCGAGGAUUUGCUAAGGGAGACGGAAGCAGAGAGGAAGAAUAUCAUCCGAGAAUGGGAUGAGCUGCGAAGGUUUCUGGAAGAGCAAGAAAACCUCGUGUUGAAGAGGCUAGAAAAGCUGGACCAGGAAAUUGUUACAAGGAGAGACGAGAGUGUUUCGGGAGCCUCCAAGAAGACAACAUUUAGGGAUAAUGGAGAAGGCACCCAGAAUCCACUUGUGAAGAGCAUCAGAGGGGCUGAGAACAGGAAGAAUGGGGUAUUUUCAAAGUUUGAAAAAGGUUUUGUGGAACUAGAACAGAGGAUAAGGCAUCUUUCUGAGAAGAGGAUUGCAUUACAAGAGUUGCUGCUGACAUUUAAAGAAAUCUUGCUGCUGGAGCUGAGAAGCGAUGCAAGCCCGUCUUUCUUAUCUGGAGACCGAGGAAGGUCUUCAUUCUACUCCAAAUUUCUGCAUCCUUGCAGAAGACGUGGAGGAAAAAUAGUUGCGUUGGAUCUUGCUCAGGAGCCUGUGUCCUUUGAGGAGGUAGCUGUGCAUUUCACUGAAGGGGAGUGGGCUCUCCUGGACCCCCAUCAGAGAGCCUUGUAUAGGGAUGUUAUGAAGGAGAACUAUGAAAAUGUGACCUCAUUAGUUCUUUCCCUCACCCAUCCGGAUCGGAACUCCUGGGUGGAGGAAGGGGAUGAGGCCAUCUUCCUGGUUCCACUCUCUCCGGGUUCUGAGAAAGGGGACAAAUAUGAAGUCACCAAAACAGUGCAAGAUGGCCAGGAGAAUAUAAAGGAAAAGGAGAAGAAUCUAGUGGCAGAAAGUUCUGAGGAUGUUGAAAAUUCUAAGGAAUAUACUCUAAAGAAGCAUCAAAUGCCAGGAAAUGCUAAAGAAGUUGAGCAAUCUAAGGGAGUUGUUCUAAGGAAAAACCUACUGCUAGGAAACUCUAAGGCAGUUGAAAAUUCAAAGGAAGAUGUUCUAAGGAAGAAUCUAGUGCCAAGAAAGUCUAAGGACAUUGAAAAUUCUAAGGUAGACAUUCUAAGGGAGAAUCUACUGCCAGAAAAUUCUAAGGCAGUUGAAAAUUCUAAGGUAGACAUUCUAAGGAAGAGUGUAGUGCCAGCAAACUCUAAGAAGUUUGAGCAUUCUAAGGGAGACAUUUUAAGGAAGAAUCUAGGGCAAGGAAAUUCUAAAAUAGUUGAAAAUUCUAAGCAAGACAUUCUGAGGAAGAGUCUCAUGCCAAGAAAUUCUAAGGACAUUGAAAAUUCUAAGGUAGACAUUCUAAGGAAGAGUAUAAUGCCAGGAAACUCUAAGAAGGUUGAGCGUUCUAAGGGAGACAUUUUAAGGAAGAAUCUAGUACCAGGAAAUUCUAAGGAAGACACCUCUGUGAGAAUGGACAAAGAGAGAGUGCUCCAGGGUCAUGAUGGGAGAGAUGUUCCUUGGCAUCAACGCAGAUCAGAAAGACAGCAGAAAGCUGCACAAAUGACCAGACAGGAGAAUCCAAUUCCUUCUCCAGAAGACUGUUGGGACAUUGGUAAAACCACUGCUCAGAAGGAGAUCUGCAAGGGCAGGAGGCAAAAAGCAUGUCCCAAAUGUGGGAAAGUGUUUACUCAGAGUGUACUUCUUCUUAAGCAUAAGAGAACUCACACUGGAAUGAAGCCAUAUCAAUGUUUGGAGUGUGGGAAAAUCUUCAGCCAGAGUUCCCACCUUAAUAAACACAAGAGAACUCACAGCAGAAAGAAACCAUUCAGAUGUUCAGAUUGUGGGAAAACUUUCCAUCGGAGCUCUCACCUUGCUUCCCAUCGAGGAAUCCACACAGGAGUCAAACCAUAUAGAUGUUCAAGUUGUGAGAAAAGCUUCCGUCGAGGGCCUGACCUUAGGAGGCACCAGAAAAUCCACACUGGAGAGAAAUUGCAUAAAUGUUUACAUUGUGGGAAAAGCUUUGGUCUGAGCUCAAGCCUUAUUAAACAUGAAAGAAUCCAUACAGGAGAGAGGCCAUAUAAAUGCUCAGACUGCCCAAAAAGUUUCAGUCAGAGAUCUCAUCUUAUUGUACACAAGAGGAUUCACACGAAAGACAAACCAUACAAAUGCUCUUUCUGUGGCAAUGGGUUUAGCCAGAAAGCACAUCUUACUUCACACCAGAGAAUACAUACAGGAGAGAAACCCUAUAAAUGCUCUGACUGUGGCAAAAGUUUUAAACUGAACUCAGCAUGUAUGAAACAUGAGAGAAGCCAUGGAAACUGUUUGGAUGCUCAGGCUAUAGGGAAAGUUUUAGUUGAAGCUGCCACCUCACACUGCACUGCAGGAUCUACAAGAAAGUGGAACUUUAGAAAUGUUUCAAGAGUGGCAAAAAUGAUAGCUUAACCAUGCAUAAUGAAAUAUCUCAUGAAAAGGGAGGCUGCUUAGGGCUGAAGUAGACAUGCCAUGGAAGAGCUGUGAUUAGAACUUCCAAGACCGUAUUCAGCUAACUCGUUGAGUUAGCAGAAGGCAGUGCAAUGGGACUUUCCUGCCUCUCCUCCCUCUUUGCACACUUGUGCCCACCCCAGAUUUGCUCCGGAAGGGUUAGAAGAACCCCCAAAAUAGCAUGCAAAGGGGAGGAUAUGGGGAGAUCGUUCAGUCAAGCAAGCGGAAAUGCUUCUGCUGACAAAAUGAUCUCCUUAGCAGAGCUUGGAAAAGUUACUUUUUUGAACUACAACUCCCAUCAGCCCAAUCCAGUGGCCAUGCUGGCUGGGGCUGAUGGGAGCUGUAGUUCAAAAAAGUAACUUUUCCAAGCUCUGCUUAGCGCUACGCUGAAUACAACCCCCAGUUUCUUUUUUACCUGGAAAGCAACAGUGGCCGGUUCCACUUUUGAUUUUCUCAAUGCAAUUACAUUUAAAUUUCCUUCUUACCCUCUCCCCCACACUUCACAUACAAACAGUGGAGCAGCUAGGCCUGAACCUCUGAGCUGAAGUCCAGGACGUCUCAGGCUAGCCCCUCCCCCACAAAUGACCACCCAUAGAGUGACAGAUGAUGGGGCAAGAGCAAACUGGCUGUGUGUCAGACUGGCAUGGGCAUGCCUAUUCCUGUGAAUGUAAUUUGUUUUAAUUAUAUUUAAUAUUAAAUUUUUAACUGUUGGAAUCUGCCCUGGCACCUGCUGGUGAAGGGUGGCUAAUAAAUGUGAUGCUGCUGCCAGGGCCCAGGAGGUGAUGCAGGUUGCCACAGCAUCCUUCUUUUAUUAUUUUUACCUUCAAAGUAGAAAGUAAGUGCGUUUAGGAUGAGGUCAGCAGAAACAAACUCCAUUUUAUUCCUCCAGCCAUGAUGUUGCUAUAAUUUAAAGGAGUUUCAAAUGUGGAACUGCACAUGUUCAGAGUCUUUCUUUUUUUAAAAGCAGGGUUGGCAAAUUGUGUUUUGUACUAACACAGCCUUCAGCAACCUCCUGCCCUGUAGAUGUUUUGUACCACAACUCCUGUCAGCCUCCAGCAAGAUGGUCAGUGGCAAAGGAUGAUGGGAAUAGGAGUUCAAGGUCAUUUCUAGGUGACCUGCUUCCAGAUUCACCCUUAUUCAAGCAUGCUUGGAGGAGGCUGAAUAUCUGCAUCUGGCUUCAGGUCCAGUCAUGGCACUGAAACUGCCUUAGUUGCCCUGGUUGAUGACAUUUGUUGGGAGAGAAAAAGGGGGAGUGCAACCGUGCUAGUUCGUCUUAAUCUUUUGGUGGCUUUUGAUACCAUUGACCAUGGUGUCCUUCUGAAGUGGCUCAGGGAGGUGGGGGUAGGGGGCACUGUCCUUCAGUGGCUCUACUACUACCUCGAGGGAUGUUUCCAGAAAGCAGUUAUGGGAGGCUACUGUUCAACCCCAUGGGAGUUUCCUGUGGUGUCCUGCAUAGUUCUGUCUUGUCCCCUGUACCAUUUAACAUCCAUAUGAAGCUGCUGGGAGUUGUCAUCAGGAGUUUUGGAGUGAAGUGUCACCAGUAUGCGGAUGACACCCAGCUCUCUCUCUCUCUCUGUUCCAUCUGAAUGAGGAGAGGCAGCUGAGGUGCUAGACCGGUGCUUGGAGAUGGUGAUGAGCUGGAUGUGCUAACAAACUGAAACUGAAUAUAGAAAAGACGGGUGUUAUACAUCCAGAGUUCUCAUGUCUGGGAGGUGGGGAGAUGCCCUGUUCUGGGCAGGGUUGGACUCCCCUGGAAGGAACAGGUCCACCGCUUGGGGAUAUUCCUGGAUCCAGCAUUGUCACUCGACACCCAGGUGGCCUUGGUAGGUUUGUUGUUAUGUGCCUUCAAGUCGAUUACGACUUAUGGCGACCCUAUGAAUCAGUGACCUCCACGAGCAUCUGUCAUGAACCACCCUGUUCAGAUCUUGUAAGUUCAGGUCUGUGGCUUCCUUUAUGGAAUCAAUCCAUCUCUUGUUUGGCCUUCCUCUUUUUCUACUCCCUUCUGUUUUUUCUACCAUUUUUGUCUUUUCUAGUGAAUCCUGUCUUCUCAUGAUGUGUCCAAAGUAUGAUAACCUCAGUUUCAUUGUGUUAGCUCCUAGUGAUAGUUUAAUUUGUUGUAACACCCAAUUAUUUGUCUGGUUUGCCAGCUAUGGUCCCUUUUGGACAGAGAUCACUCGGCCACGGUACUCCAUGCUCUGGUAACUUCUAGAGUAAAUUAUUGCAAUGCACUCCACCCAGGGCUGCCCUUGAAGACAACUCAGAAACUUCAGUUCAGAAAUGUCCAAAAUGCAACGCCAGAUUACUGGCUGGGGCUCCCUUUAGAACUCAUAUAACCCCUGUUCUAAAAUAGUUGCAUUGGUUGCCACUUCAUUUCCAGGCCCAAUUUAAGGUAUUCAUACUAGCAUUUAAAGCCCCAAAUGACAUCUGCCCCAAAUAGCUGAGAGAUGGCUUCUUCCCUACAGACCCUCGGGUGCUGAAAUCGGCAGAAGGGUCCUUCUUGGUAGUUCUGCCACCCUCAGAAGUUUGGGGAUGGUGGUCUGAGAGAGGGCAUUCUCUGUGGCAGCCACUAAGUUGUGGGAUACCCUCCCCACUUUUAAACUGGAACCUGCUAGUGAAGGGUGGGUAAUAACUACAUUAUACUACAACAACAACUACCACUAAUAAUAAUAAUACUGAUCUGUUUGCAGGGAGGUUGGAUGACCCUGAGUCAAGUAGAUAUUGUCCCACAUUUUCUUGUCACUCCUUAUUGGAAAAAAAGUCCCAUUUUUGGAGGGAAGCGGAGCUGUUGCACAAGGGUGCCAAAUCAACUUUGUGACUGCAUCCCACCUGCAAAAUAGUGACUGGAGGUGCCUCAAAACACCUGGAGGGUGCCAGGUUGGGGAAGGGUGAUCUACACUCUGGCAGCAGCUCUCCAGGAUCUCAGACAGGAUUCUUCUGCAGCCCCUGCGGGGGAUUGAACCAGGGGGCUUUUACAUGCCCAGCGUGUGAUCUACCAGUGAAUUAUGGCAUAUAAAGCUCCCACAGCACCUUACAAAUUGAUUUUUAAAAAUAUCACACAAUCCCUUCCCUCACAGUUACAAUCUAAAGAGACAUGGCACAAAAGGAAACAGGUGGAGGAGGGAAGAGGUUCUAGCUGAGCCUUUGGUUUGCUGUGCUGAUUUUCUGUUUGCUUUAUAGACAAAUGCUGACGAGAGCAUUUAAGGUGACAGCAGAGCUGCAGUCCAUUCUACCACCUCAUUUUUCUGUGCCUGUCGAUUGUUCUGGUUAGUGUCAGAACAGGAUUGUGGAGACCGGAAUUCAAAUCCCCAGUUGAGCUAUAAAGCUCACCAGAUGAUUCUGGACCAGUCUCUCUCUCUCUCUCUCUCUCUCUCUCUCUCUCACACACACACACACACACACACACUCAGCCUAAUCUACCUCACAGGGCUGUUGUGACGAUAAAGGUACGGGAGAAAAUAACCAGGAAUACUAUUUUGAGCACCUUAAACUGUUCAGAACUUGAACAAAUAAUUCCUCCUCCAAGUCAAUGGGACACAUGUAGUACUUUGCUGUCCUGCUAGGGUUUUGAAGAAGGCUUACGAUAAUAACUUUACAGCUGCAGGUUGUAAAAAAAUUGAAUUCAUUCUGCUGAUAGGUUUUCUGAUUGUAUUGGUUUUAUGGCCUGGUUAAUGUUGAUUUCUUCAGAAAUUGCAAUGGUUGUGUUCCAUUUGUAUAUCCCUUUAGGUGUUGAUUUUAAUGGAACAGUGAGCCAGAAAUGUUGAAAUGAGGUCAUAGGCUUCAUUCCUUUGCACACUCACCCGGGAGUAAGUCCUGCUGAUCAAGGCAGUGGCCCAUCUAAUCCAGCAUUCUGUUCUGACAAUGGCCAACCAGAUGCUUCAGUGGGAAGCCUGCAAGGAGGACCUGAGCGCAACAGCAACUCUCCCCACUUGCGAUUCCCAGCAACUGGUAUUCAGAGUCAUAUAUAGCCUCCGAAGUGGAAGUAGAACAUAGUUAUUGUGGCUAGUAGCCAUUGGUAGCAUUAUCCUACGUGC